GUUCGAAAGCAGUGGCGUCAACGAGCUGGCUUGGUUGCUACGAUACCGUUGUCAGGGCGCUGAGCGGAGCUCCGAGGGAACCCGUUCGCUUAACCGUCUCCCCGCCCCAGUUCGGGGCUUGAGCGAGAGAAAGAGAGAAAGUCCGGACAUUGCCUGGACUGAACCACUUUUAAAAAGCAUACCAGGUCGACUGGAAGAAUAUUAUACUUCUUUCCUACUGGCAGACCAGUAUAUAGCAAAUCCAGCUGGGGUAGCAAGAUUCUGUGCCACAGCAUGUAAACUGAGAUGGGAGCAGUUGAAUAAUUAUAACUGAGAACUCUAAAGAAGAGUUAGGAAAAGGAGAAAAAAAUGGCAAGUAAUCACAAGCCUCCUACAGCGCGUCCUUCUUCAAGAGGAGGAAUAGGACUAGCAGCCCGGCCUUCUUCAUCCUCAUUACGGCCUCCAUCUACAACUUUACUCGGAGGAGGAGGAGGUAUCCCUCCAAGCUCAUCAAGAUCUGGUACACAUGGUGGACCUAUAGGUACUGGAGUGGUGUUGUCCUCCCAGAUAAAAGUUGCAGAUCGUCCAGUGACACAACAAGGGCUGAGUGGAAUGAAAACCAGAAUGAAAGGCCCACAGAGACAAAUUAUGGAUAAAUCGUAUUACAUUGGAGUACUAAGAGGCAAAAUAAAUGAGCUCACCACAGAAAUUAACAAGCUUCAGAAAGAAAUAGAUAUGUAUAACCAGGAGAAUUCUGUUUAUCUUUCAUAUGAAAAGAGGGCAGAGUCUUUAGCUGGUGAGAUCAAAGAGUUUCAAGGACAACUAGCAGAUUACAAUAUGCUAGUGGAUAAACUUAACACCAACACUGAUAUGGAGGAAGUGAUGAGUGACUAUAACCUGUUGAAAGCUCAAAACGAUCGUGAAGCUCAGAGCAUAGACAUCAUUUUUACAGAAAGACAGGCCAAAGAAAAGCUAAUUCAAGCUGUGGAGGAUGAAAUUCAGCAGGAAAAGCAGGCAGCAGAAGACAUCAUCAAAAAUAUGUCUGAAGAGGAUCAAACUAAAUACAUGGAGACAAAAAUGGCAAAUGAAAAGCUCUUGCAGGAAUUAUGUGCUUUACAACAAGAACUGGAUGCUGUGAACAUGAAAGAACAAGCUCUAGAAAGCGAAAUAGCACACUCCCAAGUUAAACAGGAGGCACUACAACUGUAUGAAAAGCUGCAUCGUCUUGAGGAACAUCGGGAUCAAAUGAUUGCAGAGGACAAAAAUAUGGGAUCUCCCCAGGAGGAGAGGGAGAGAUUAUUAAAACAGGUUAAAGAAGACAAUCAAGAAAUAGCAGGCAUGGAAAGACAACUGACCGAUAUAAAAGAAAAGAUCAACCAUCUUAAUGAAGGAAUACGGCAGCUUGACAUGGAUCUAGAGGAACAUCAAGGUGAAAAAAAUAUGAAAUACAAGGAGCUGAAGAAGAGAGAAGAAAGCAUAGAUGACUUUCUUGAAUCUUUUGAAGAGUCGAAAAUCCAGGAACUGGAACGGAAAGCGCUGAUAGAAGCCAAUAUUGUGGCAUUUUUAGAGCACUCAAGCAGGGAUGUAAAUCGUAUGAAGCAGAUAUCUUCUGUAACAAAUCAAGAGUUGAAGAUCCUGCAGGAAGAUCUCACUUUCAAAUCGAGCGAAAUGCAGAAAUCACAAAGCACUGCUAAAAACCUGGGUACAGAUAGUCAACGUCUACGAAUGGACCUGCAGAAGAUGGAUCUAUUGGAAGGCAAAAUGUGUGAUGAAUUGGCUUCUCUCAAAGAAAAAAUUGAACAAAUGACCAAGGACUUGGAACUGUACAAUAAUGUGCCAGCUUUGAAAACAGCAGGAGAAGAAAAGAAAAAGAAACUGCAAGAAGAGAAAGAAACAUUAUCAAAGCGCAGAAAUGCCUUCAAGAAAAUGAUGGAACAUCUGAAUAAAGAAUAUGAAGACCUGAAGUUGCAGCUGCAAGAGAAUGAGACACAUUCACAGCUUACGAAUUUGGAAAGGAAGUGGCAACACCAUGAACAAAAUAACUUUGUGAUGAAAGAAUUUAUAGCAACAAAAACUCAAGAGAGUGAUUACCGGCCCAUAAUGAAGAAUGUGACUAAGCAGAUUGGAGAGUAUAACAAAACUCUCAUAGAAGCUUUACAGAACAGCAGGAACUGAACCUAGGUAGUUCCUAUGUGUGUCAAUCGAUGAAUGAGAAGACAUCUAUAUAAAGUGCAUUAAUAGUCUCAGGAAUAUUCUUGAAAUUUCUACUACUCCCAUUGCACAGUAGCAGUUUUUAAGUGUGCCUUUUUCAUAUGUGCUAGUUAACAAAAAUUUGCUUCUUCAAAAUGAAUUUUACUUAAUUUAAUCCUGUGUUCCCAAACAAAUAUUUCAUUGAAGACACCUCUCCUUACAUUGUUUUGGUUUUGAUUAGUAAGUAAUGUGACUGAAUUUAAGCCAUUCUGAAAGACAGAAAUGUCUUACUACUACCCUCUUGUGUACUAUCCUCUAAUGAUAGUAUGCUAAGCUUCAUCUAUAAUUAUCUGAUUAGGCUUAUUAACUUCAGCAGAAGAGAAAGUGUUUAUCGAUGCAUGUGACCAUUUUAUCAACAUUCCAAAAUGGUGAGUGAGCAGGGGAGCAAAAAUGUAGGCGUAGUGUCAAAACAGUAAUAAAAUAAAGGAAUAUAAGAAAAAAAAUCCA
Hemicordylus capensis (graceful crag lizard) is the source of this 2676-nucleotide messenger RNA. RefSeq names its product intraflagellar transport 74 (gene IFT74). Gene Ontology annotation, cellular component: cilium; centrosome; intraciliary transport particle B. The record is from RefSeq and is a predicted model, not a curated record. The transcript has 21 exons. Lineage: Eukaryota; Metazoa; Chordata; Lepidosauria; Squamata; Cordylidae. Gene Ontology annotation, molecular function: beta-tubulin binding. The coding region runs from base 349 to 2154 and encodes 601 amino acids. Gene Ontology annotation, biological process: cilium assembly; intraciliary transport involved in cilium assembly.